AAGCUGCAGAUUCGUUCCCUGGCAUGAAACCUAAAACGAAUUUACACUUUUUUCCCCAAAGAUUCGCUUUUUCCGCUUACUCGUACCCGAAAGCAUGAAACUUGUGGAGUAAAGGCGGGCGGGUGUUUCCAUUUUGCUUUGGCACUGUUUUGAGACGUGGAAGAACUAUCGCCAACAAACAUCAACAAAUUUCCACGCGGGUCUUCUCGUGAUUUCAAUGGCGUUUUUUUGAUCACCCGUUGCGUAUUCCUCUGUUUUCUGGGUUUUUUUGGGGGGAGAAUCGUGUUUUAGGGUUUAUUGGAAAUCAGGGUUUUUGUUAGAAGAUGAAAAUGGUGGAGAAGAGGAGGUUGUACGAGGAGCUGUCUUCUCCGUGGUAUUAUAGCGUUUGCACCAUUGGAGGAACGCUCAGCGCCGGAACUACCCAUUUGGCUAUAACUCCUCUUGAUGUCUUGAAGGUCAAUAUGCAGGUGAAUCCCAUCAAGUAUAGCAGCAUGCCUUCAGGUUUCUCUACUCUCUUGAGAGAACAUGGCCAUUCCUACCUGUGGAGAGGUUGGUCUGGGAAGCUUUUUGGAUAUGGUGCUCAAGGUGGCUGCAGGUUCGGCCUUUACGAAUAUUUCAAGACGCUUUACAGCAAUGUGCUGCCCGACCAGAAAAGGACUUUGGUAUAUUUUCUCAGCAGUGCGUCUGCUCAAGUAUUUGCCGACGUGGCUCUGUGCCCUUUUGAAGCCAUAAAAGUCCGAGUUCAGACUCAGCCCCAUUUCGCAAAGGGAUUGCUUGAUGGAUUUCCAAGACUAUAUAGAACUGAAGGUCUUGCUGGCUUUCAAAAGGGACUUCUACCACUCUGGGGUCGCAAUCUCCCAUUUUCAAUGGUGAUGUUCUCGACAUUUGAGCAGUCAGUGGACUUCAUAUAUCGGAACAUCGUGCGUAUGAGGAAGGAAGAUUGCUCCAGAGCUCAACAGCUUGGAGUUACAUGCUUGGCUGGCUAUACAGCCGGAGCUGUCGGUACUGUUGUCUCUAAUCCUGCGGAUGUGGUGGUUUCAUCUCUUUACAACAACAAGGCCAAGAGUGUUUUGCAGGCUGUGAAGAAUAUCGGGUUCGUCAAUCUUUUCACCAGAAGUCUUCCUGUCCGGAUCACCAUUGUUGGACCUGUCAUUACCUUGCAGUGGUUUUUCUAUGACACCAUCAAAGUGUUGGCUGGAUUUCCGACCAGUGGAGGCUCGAGCAAACCCGUGGAUGCAACCGUACUAUAAGCCUAGUCGAAAGGGAGAGCUAUUUAUAUAACACUCACAGGCAAUCGUUUGGCCGGAAGGCAGAGUUCUUGUCUGGUACGAGACGCCAUAUUCUGUGGACUUUUGUUGUUCUUGAGAGCGCAGGUGAUGAUGAUAUAGUGAUUGAAAGAAUCUAUUUACUUCAAUCCGAAAUCUGAGGUUGUAAAUAAACUACUAAUGACUUUGGUCUUGUCUGUAUAAAGAAGAGACUUACGGCAUUGAUGAUGAUGGUUCUCUGUCUGUCAUCAAUGGAUUUUAUCCA
Molecule: messenger RNA, 1530 nt
Organism: Tarenaya hassleriana
Lineage: Eukaryota; Viridiplantae; Streptophyta; Magnoliopsida; Brassicales; Cleomaceae
Product: mitochondrial phosphate carrier protein 1, mitochondrial
Exons: 6
Coding region: 324-1250 (308 amino acids)
Biological process (GO): mitochondrial phosphate ion transmembrane transport
Cellular component (GO): mitochondrial inner membrane
Molecular function (GO): phosphate transmembrane transporter activity
Source: RefSeq, a predicted model, not a curated record